Plasmodium gonderi is the source of this 951-nucleotide messenger RNA. Its product is annotated as variable surface protein. Lineage: Eukaryota; Apicomplexa; Aconoidasida; Haemosporida; Plasmodiidae. Bases 1 to 951 code for a protein of 316 amino acids. The transcript has 3 exons. The record is from RefSeq and is a predicted model, not a curated record.
AUGGGUAAAAUACAAGUAGCUAAAGCAAAACUAUCCUUUAAGGAUAUAUUUCCCACAUGUCAGGAUCUUUAUAAUAAUAUUUUUUUUUCCGGACUCAAUUAUAAUGAUUUAUAUCCUAAAAUACAGAAGGCGUGCAAUGAUUUUAGUGGAAAAUUUAGUUAUAAAAUUACUCCGAGUUUAAGUUUUUAUUCAACUUGCUACAAACUUGGGUUCUAUUUAUAUUAUAUAAAAAAUAAAAGUGAAGAUGAUAGAAAACCAUAUUGUAAUUUUUUUAUCUAUGAACUAAAACGUGAAGUAAAGAAUAAAAAACCUAAAUUUGAGAAGUUUGAUAAGGUUCACGAAGAAUUGAUAAAUGCAUACAAAGGCGUAGGCUUAAUGGGACUUGAUGUAUGUAAAGAAUAUAUAUUAUUAAUGGAAGAUCAUAUAUAUGAAAUGUUCAGAAUGUUUGAUGAAUUAUAUAAGUAUUUUAAAAAUUUAAAAAGGAAUAAAAAUGAUACACAACGUCACGUUAGAUCAUGUGUAAACAAAUAUGAGGAUAUUAUUAAAAAAGAUAAAAAACAGUUUAACAAUACAAUUGAUGAAGAACUGGAUAAAUUCAAACGAGAUUUUCAUGAAUAUUUGCAAGGAAAAAUUACUUACAAAUGUGAAAAUGAAUUAUUGAAUUGUACCUUGAUGAUACCACCAAAAAAAAUAACAAAAGCAGAGGCAUUAUCAGGAGAUACUGCAUCUCCAGUGACGUGGACAAGCACGGGUGUUUUAUUUUUUGCAGUAUUAUUAAUUAUAUUCAUUCAUACUGCUUAUGGUUUAUGCUUACGAAGAAGGAGAAAAAAGUUAAAAAAUAUGUGUAAUAGAAAAAAUAAAAAACAUUACGAAUUAAUGAAUUUAUUUGAAGAGGAACAAAAAAAUAUAAUUCAAAAUAAAUAUAAUAUAUUAUAUAACUCAGUAGAUUAG